CACAGGUUGAGUCGACAUAGAUCUCCAAACACUCUCAGCAGAAGCAGUCUUGUUCAAGAGAUCAGCAGGAGAACAAGAUGGCGACAACACUACACUUACGCUCCGAGUCCAAGCCUCUCGAGCACCGCUCAGCUUUAACUCCCACCACGACCAAAGCACUUAUCGACGCAGGCUACAAAGUCAACGUCGAACGGAGCCCCGAACGGAUAUUCGAAGAUUCCGAGUUUGAGGCUGUAGGUGCUACUCUCGUGCCUACAGGCACUUGGGUGGACGCUCCAGAGGACCAUAUCAUCAUCGGCCUCAAGGAGUUACCGGAGGAUAAAUUCGCCCUCAAGCACACACACGUCCAAUUCGCCCACUGCUACAAAGGCCAAGGCGGCUGGCAAGAGGUGCUGUCCCGCUUCCCUCAAGGCGGCGGUACAUUGCUCGACCUCGAGUUUCUACAAGACGACACUGGCAGGCGCGUCGCUGCAUUCGGCUACCAUGCCGGCUACGCGGGCGCCGCACUCGCCGUCGAAGCGUGGGCGUACCAAUUACAACACCCCGACGCAGAAAGCAUGCCCUCCGUAUCAAGCUAUCCAAACCAAGACCUUCUUCUAGACGACGUGAGAUCGCGAAUGGCCGAGGGCGAAAAGAUCGUGGGACGCAAGCCAAAGGUUCUUGUCAUUGGGGCCCUCGGCCGCUGCGGCCGCGGAGCCGUCGAUCUUUGCACCCAGGCUGGCAUACCAGAAGAGAAUAUACUCAAGUGGGACAUGGCGGAGACCGCAAAGGGAGGGCCAUUCAGCGAGAUCGUCGAGUCCGACAUCUUUGUCAACUGCAUAUACCUGUCCGAUCCGAUCCCGCCAUUCUUGAAUGAAGAGAGUCUGGCGAGCGAAAAGAGGAAGUUAUCUGUCGUGUGCGAUGUGUCCUGCGACACAACGAACCCACAUAAUCCGGUGCCGAUAUACACCAAGAACAGCACGUUCAAGAGCCCUACGAUAAAGGUGGAGGGUUAUGAAAAUCCACCACUGUGCGUUAUCAGCAUAGACCAUCUGCCCAGCCUGUUGCCCAGGGAGGCCAGCGAGGCGUUCAGUCAAGCUCUGUUGCCGAGUCUGUUGGCGCUUAAGGAACGCAAGACGAGCCGUGUAUGGCAGCAGGCAGAGGAGUUGUACAACAGCAAGGUCGCCACACUGCCGGAGACGCUGAGAGGGGCAGUGAAUAAGGUUACUGGGUCAGCGUAGAAGACCAGAGAUGCGAGAAAUCGAUAUCGCAAGAGAAAGACGCGUGCAAUAGAAGGAUGGAAUAGAGUGUUGUAAAUACUCGGUUCAUCAGGUUGGUGGCUCCAUCAACCGACUGUACAGCAAUCACAGCAAUGUCCUCUUUUUCUUUUUA
Exophiala xenobiotica is the source of this 1371-nucleotide messenger RNA. RefSeq lists its product as uncharacterized. Gene Ontology annotation, cellular component: cytoplasm. The transcript has 3 exons. NCBI's taxonomy places the organism in Eukaryota, Fungi, Ascomycota, Eurotiomycetes, Chaetothyriales, Herpotrichiellaceae. Gene Ontology annotation, molecular function: saccharopine dehydrogenase (NAD+, L-lysine-forming) activity. The record is from RefSeq and is a predicted model, not a curated record. Bases 78 to 1220 code for a protein of 380 amino acids.